Molecule: messenger RNA, 1701 nt
Organism: Ceraceosorus guamensis
Lineage: Eukaryota; Fungi; Basidiomycota; Exobasidiomycetes; Ceraceosorales; Ceraceosoraceae
Product: chorismate synthase
Exons: 3
Coding region: 198-1583 (461 amino acids)
Biological process (GO): aromatic amino acid biosynthetic process; chorismate biosynthetic process
Cellular component (GO): cytosol
Molecular function (GO): chorismate synthase activity; FMN binding
Source: RefSeq, a predicted model, not a curated record
AUCUCUCUUCAAGGUACACGUUUUCCUCAUAAAUGACUGCCCUGCGCACAUCCACCUUGCGAGACGGCAUGUCAUCAUCCCUUGCCACUCUGGAUGCUUUCCUCUUUCAACACACGGACUGAAACUGCUUCAAGCGUUGCAUUCGCCAUCCUUCACAAUCCAAAGCGGCGCUGAGCGGCAACGAAAGCGACACAAGCAUGAGUUCUUUCGGCACACACUUUCGCGUUACGACGUUCGGCGAAAGCCACUGCAGAUCGGUGGGCGCCAUUGUGGAUGGCUGUCCUCCAGGCUUGGACCUGAACGAGUCGCUGAUUCAGGCGCAGUUGCGUCGACGAAGGCCCGGCCAGAGCGCGCUCACCACGCCACGUGAUGAGAAGGAUCAGGUGGCGAUCCAGAGUGGUGUGGAGCGCGGAGUGACGCUGGGAACGCCCAUCUGCAUGUUGGUGCAGAAUAUGGACCAAAGACCUCACGACUACAAAGACGAGACGCUUGACCUCUAUCCGCGCCCAUCUCAUGCGGACUACACCUACCUACGCAAGUACGGCGUCAAGGCUAGCAGCGGAGGUGGACGUAGCAGCGCGAGAGAGACGAUCGGCAGAGUCGCUGGAGCGGCAAUCGCUGAGCAAUACCUCAAGUUGGCGUACGGCAUCGAAUGUGUGGCAUUCGUCAGCAGCGUUGGUCCCGUCAAACUUCCCAAGAAUGCUACCGAGGCCAAGACGCAAGCCCGUAUGGCAGCUGCCCUUCAAGCUCCAAGGCUCGAAAAUAGUCCACCUCAAAGCGAGGAGGAGGAGGAGGAGGAGGAGAAGACGCGCGCCUAUCUUCAACGUCAUCACAGCGACAAGAGUGCCGCCGCCGACGACGGCCUGCAAUAUCCUACCAGCUCUGCGUAUCGAGGUUUGCUAGCUGCAGUCUCUCGUGAGCAGGUUGACGCGUCUCCCGUGCGUUGCCCCGACGAAGCUACCGCUGCUCGCAUGACAUCCGUCAUUGAGGAGUGUAGGGACGCGCACGAUUCGAUCGGUGGCACCGUCACCUGCGUUCUUCGUAACGUGCCACCCGGCUUGGGCGAGCCAGCGUUCGACAAGCUCGAGGCGACGCUAGCCCAUGCCAUGCUGAGCAUUCCCGCCACGAAGGGAUUCGAAUUCGGCUCCGGAUUCGAUGGGGCUGCCAUGCGCGGAUCUCAACACAACGACAAAUUCGUACCCCACCCCAACGGUCUGGGUCCUACCGGCUCCGCGCUCCGCACAGAGACGAAUUGGAGCGGAGGAAUUCAAGGCGGCAUCUCUAACGGUGAAGACAUCUACUUUACCGUUGCUUUCAAACCAGCUGCGACAAUCUCUCAGGAGCAGGAGACGGCCCAAUACGAUGGCAGCUCGGGCGUACUGGUCACUCGUGGUCGACACGAUCCCUGCGUGCUGCCCCGCGCUGUCCCCAUCGUCGAAAGCAUGGCCGUGCUUGCCGUGAUGGAUGCGCUGAUGGGGCAACUGUCGAGAGAAGGUGCUACUAGCUCGCUGAGAUCCAGAGAGCUGGACGCGAGACACACGGAAGCGUGGGACGCUUUGCCAUCCAGCAUGAGAUUGCGUUGAACAAGUUCAGGUUGGCUGUGACGCGCGUCCCUUGAUACAAUACUCUAGACUCCAUCGUCCGUACAAGCUCCCUGUGUUUGCGCCCCUCUAUACAAUACUUCAAGACUUCUCUAUCGUC